Molecule: messenger RNA, 2878 nt
Organism: Prorocentrum cordatum
Lineage: Eukaryota; Dinophyceae; Prorocentrales; Prorocentraceae
Source: the annotation of a GenBank genome assembly
GGAUAGGAGAGGGGCAGGAGGAUGAGGUUGGGCUGCUAUACAGAGGAGCUCGUGGAGCUGGGGAGCUUUGCCUUCCUGCCUGGCCCGGGCAUGCUGGAGCUGAAGGUGAAGUCACCGCGGGCCCCUCGAGAGACCGAGCAGCUGAACCUGACGCUCCUGAUGUUCAUGGAGAAAGACCUCUUCUUCCUGCGCAACCAGGGCAUCGACAAGUGCAGUUGGUGGAAGUACGCCCGCGACCGCUCCUAUGUCGUCCUCAAGGGGCACGUCGGUGUGCCUUUCAUCUAUAGCAGCAUUGUGUGGCCAGCAAAUGACAGCAUGUUCUGUGGCGCGCGGGACAGGUCCCUCGGCCAGGUCUUCAGCGCGAAGCACGCAUUGCAGAAUUGCCCUGGCAGGUGUCAGGACGUCGGCGGUGUUUGGACUACGCACUGGAAGUCCAGCAGCUGCCAGUGCCUCUUCAAUUGCCACCACACGGCUAAGAUGCCUGACAGGACCCACGUGCGCACUUUCACCAUAGACAGGUGCGGCAGGAGCAACCGAACGCUUGAGAAGUUCGAGUGCCGAGGCUGCCGGAGGAAAGAGGUGCAGUACGAACUGCGCUUCUCGCAGGGCCUCCAGCGGGUCAAGGACCUCUCCGCCGAGCGCAUGUUCCUCGGCCCAGUGCUGUCCUUGAUGCUGCUCUGCAGCGCGGUCCUCGUGGUUUUCGGGGUCGACGGCGCACAGGCCAGGCGCAAGGAAGCCCCUGCGACCGGGCCCUGGUCCGCGGCGAGCUGGGUGCCCCUGGACCCCCGGGUGCUGCUGCCUGGGCUGCACGCGCUGACGUGCACGUGCGGCAUCGCGUGGCUGCUCGUGGAGGCGAAGUCGGGAGAAGACGCCCUCGUCCUGCGUGUGAUGCUCCUCGCCUGCUGGCUGGCGGCGGUCUCGGCCGGGGUGUGGAGGCUGGUGGCGGAGGUGCCGGCAGCAGCUCUGCAGGGGGCGUGUCUGAAGCUCCGGAGCCGGCUGCCUAUUGGCAGGUCGAGUCUUCCGGGCUGCGGCGGUUCCCCCUGCCUGCUCAAGGCCACAGUUUUUCUCGGGAGCGUUGUGCCGACACUUCUCAUCCAGGCCAACGUUCUCUCAUCUGUGAGAGGGGAUCCUGGCUUUGUCUCGUUGCUGUGGCUGUUGUUGUCCGUGGGGGCCCUGUGCUGGGCCUGCUGGGCCUGCACCCAGAGCAAGCCCAGCGGCGCCCCCUGCUUGGGAACUUUGUACGCGAACGAAGCCAGGGUCUUGGUAGCCAUCGUCGCCUCUUACCCGCUGGCAACCAUAUCGGCCGCGCUAUUUGCGAGGUAUCUGAGACUAUCAAUACAUUUCAUUGUUCCAUUUUUUGUUCAGAUGGGGUCGAUGCUGAAGCUCGCCAGGCACCCGCGCGUCUUGAUGGUGUCGCUGGCAGCCGUCUUCUCUAUUCAGCUGGCCCUGCAGGUCACGCUCGCCGUGCACGCCAAGGAGCUGCUGCCCGUAGGCCAGAAGCCCAUGUCGCUCACGUUCGACGCGAACUCGCCGUGCGACUACGGGGUCAACGGCGUACCCGUGGCACUGUUUGACGGGAAGCCCCCGGAACACGUGUCGUACGCAUUGGGCCACGACUGGUACAAGAGGCGUCCCAUGUUUUGGUUGUCGCAGUCUAUCUUCGACGUCUGCGAGACCAUGAUCAACGCCAAGGGCAAGAUCAACCGAAUCAGAUACGGCUUCGAACGCAAGUAUCCAUCCACAGGCUGCAUAGCGUUUGUUCUGGCCACCCAGCUCUGCAAGUCCGUUUCGUUGUAUGGCUUUGGUCCAGACAGCACGCGCGACGCGGAACAGUCCAGCAACCCCAGUCAGACCAACGGGAGCCAGAAGGGCCCGGUGACGUACUCCCUCUUCAAAGAGAAGGCCUUCCUGGCUUUCCACGACUUCGGCACAGAGCACGCGAUCAUCAGCGGGUUUGCCCACGCCACAGACGUGGCCGGCGUCCUCAAGCAGUGGUCGAAGAGGAUCAUCAAUAACGCAACUUUUCAGAAGAUGUGGAAGGGCGCCGUGCCAAUCAUCAAGAGGGGGCUGUCGUGCGCGAAGAUCCGGUACCCGGGUCCAGGCAUCACUCGGGCACACGUCGAUCUGGGACCGUGCAAGAGCGAGCCUCUGCUGCGCCUCACGGAGGAGCACUGCGUGGAGAUGGCGACAGUGGCCCUGGGUGGCCAGCCAGGCUGGGCGGCCACUGGGCCGAAGAAGGAGUGCGACGUGUACGAGUCCUGCGCGGCCUGCGAGGACACGCUCGGCGAGUGCAGCGUCGAGGGGCUGAAGAUGGUCCGCAUCCGGGCCAUUGGGGGCGAGGGCCCGGGCCCGUCCUGCGAGGAGCUCCCGCUCGCCGCGGACGUGGUGGCGCCGCUCAUCGCGGGCGCCGAGUCGGUGCCGAAGAAGCUCCGCGAGGAGUUCGAGGCGUUCCGCAGGGCAAAGGUCCCCGGGCUCGAGACCCUGCUGAGGCCGGACGCGAGGAAGCCGGGGCAACCGAGGCCGUGGGACACCUGCGCCAUCGUGGGCUCCGGGUCGGAGCUGGCCGGGCAGAGGGCCGGGGCCGCCAUCGACGCGCACGAGCAGGUGUGGCGGCUGAACACGCAGGUCGUACACGAGAUGCAAGAGGACCUCGGCAGGAAGACGACGCUGGUCAUCUCCAACCAUCACGCCUGGCGCCGCAUCUGCUAUCCAUCAGACCCGUGACGCGCUGAGCAGGGGCCGUUAGAUGCGGAUGUGGUCCUCCAUUUGAUAUCCAUCGUCCUCCCCCCCCCUUUUCUCGUCAUCGCCACCACUUUCAUCAUCAACAUUGUGCGGCGCAGCGUCUUGACCUGGGUGCUCGUGGAACGUCACGCCACCA